Molecule: messenger RNA, 960 nt
Organism: Papilio machaon (common yellow swallowtail)
Lineage: Eukaryota; Metazoa; Arthropoda; Insecta; Lepidoptera; Papilionidae
Product: chromobox protein homolog 1
Exons: 6
Coding region: 105-914 (269 amino acids)
Biological process (GO): negative regulation of transcription by RNA polymerase II; chromatin organization
Cellular component (GO): pericentric heterochromatin; nucleus
Molecular function (GO): chromatin binding
Source: RefSeq, a predicted model, not a curated record
CUUAAAUGCAACACUAAAUCUUCAUUAUUUGUCAGGGCUUUUUUUUCUACCAUGACGACAAAGCUUAAUAUUCCACACUCAUUUUAUUUUAGAUUCUCAGUCAAAUGGAUCAAGUUAUGGACUUACCGCAAACUGACUUUACCAGCAGUGAAUCAGUUAUACCAACAAGUCAGCAAAUGGAGACAGACAGCGAAACAAUACCAAGUGUUGUGCCGACAACAGCCCCUGGUGGCCCACAGUCAGGAAAACAUGAAGAAUUCUCUGUUGAAAAAGUCCUUGAUAGAAGAAUCAAAAAUGGAAAAGUAGAAUAUCUACUAAAAUGGAAAGGUUAUUCAGAUGAAGAUAAUACCUGGGAGCCAGAAGACAAUCUGGAUUGUCCAGAACUUAUUUCAGCAUAUGAAGAGGCCAGGCUGAAAAAAGAAGCAAUACCAAAUGUGACAGAGUCUGUGGAAGAAACUCCUACAAGAAAACGUUCCCGCAGAGCUGAUAAGAAAAAGAAGAUUGAAGAAGUUGAAAAACCAAGAGGUCUUAAUAGAGGUUUGGCACCAGAAAAGAUAGUGGCCGGUCAACUUUUCCAUGGAACACUUUAUUUCUUAGUAAAAUGGGAAGGUUGUAUGGAGUUAGAUGUGGUCCCGGGCCAUGCUUUAGGCGAAGCUUUCCCUGACUUUGUGAUACAAUAUUACAGUUCUUGUGUACCAUUCAGUGUACGACACCCGGUGCCUAAAGUUCCCAGGACAGCGCCAGAGCGUCCACCACCAGUAAGUGUGUCAAAUGACACACCAAUGGAUACACAGGAGAGCGCUAGUCAAAGUUCCAUUGAUACACCUUCAGACACACCAUCUACAACUGAAAAUCCACCUGCAGAACCUACAGCUGAAUUGGAAGCGCCAUCUAUCGAAGUUCCUGUCAAUUGACCUUCAGUUUUAUACUUUGACUAUAUCAAAUAAACAUUUUAAUGUA